Phalacrocorax carbo (great cormorant) is the source of this 1878-nucleotide messenger RNA. NCBI's taxonomy places the organism in Eukaryota, Metazoa, Chordata, Aves, Suliformes, Phalacrocoracidae. The record is from RefSeq and is a predicted model, not a curated record.
UCACGGGACACGGGUGUAGCGUGAGCGCGGCUCCGGCUGUGGCCACGACUUUUCCCUGGGGCGCGAAGGAAGCGAGGUCCGUAGGUGGAACACAAGCACGUCCGUGCAGCCGAGGCUCGCGGGGCAGCAGUCCGCAGGAUAAACAGUUGGCUUCAGCCCGCGGAGCUCCGGCAGCACAAAGUUCACACUGAAAUGUAGAAAUAACUGAUGACAAGGGCAGGCUGCUGCUUUUCUCUGUUCAUUGUGCCUCUUAAUGAGACUUACCCGGGCCAGCUAUCGUGGCCUGCCAGCAGGGAGGGCCGGCACAAAGCCCCCCAUUGUCGCCCCCCCUGCUCCCUCCAGCCGCCUCGCAAGGUGAGCAGGAAGAGCGGUUUUAUGCACUGACAGCAUCUCUCGGCAGCCGGGGGUUUCACCCCCCUCUUUCCACCUCCUCUCCCCAGGUGGCAGCUCUAGGGUUUCACCCUCCCCGUAGCUCCGAGCCCAGGAGCUCCUGGCCGGGAGGCCCUUUGGGCGCAGGGGACGCGUAUUUACGCCUCGUGGAUGCACGCGUCGGUUUCCCGGGCGCGCCUGGAGCUGGGAUCAUGCGCAGCGUGCGUGCUGGGAGGCAGAGCUGCGGGAGCGAGGGCCUCGUCUGAAGUGAGGAUGGAGGGCAGGAGCGGCACCGACCGUGCUCUCUCUGCAGACAGGAGGGCCGCAGCGCGCUUCACAGCUCCAUCCAGGACCUUCUGGAUCAUCUUGUCCGUUGCCUUGUUUUUUGCAGCUGUUGGCAUCAGCAUUGUGGGGGUUCUCGGCUUCUCCCCCAGCUCUGCCCAGGCUGGCUCUCAGCUCAUCCGGCUAACGCUCCAGGGCCAGCCAGACCCGCUGAGGAACCAGACAGCCUUAGUGGACGAGUCCAGGAGCACCGUGACCUACUACGUAACCUCACAGAGCAACCGCAGCGCCGUGGUGCUGUACGACAGCAGGAACGGCUACGUGUGCUACAAACCUGUGGAGCGGCGUGCGUGCUACCUGCGGAGGAUGGAUGCCUGGGACCUCCAAGCCCUAAAGACACCACUCAACGCAUCUGAGCAGAGAGCUGAUCAGAUGCUACGGCAGGACAACCAGACCAAGUACUACCGGGAGUUCCUGGGCAUUCUGGCAGGGGAAGAGGUGGACCCCAAAAGCCUGGGGGAGGCUGUCCAGACCCUGUGUGAGCAGACAUCCAUCUUCUGGGUCAGGAGAGGGGAGGGUCCGGGGAAGCAGCGGCUCAUCUACCUUUGCAUUGACAUCUGUUUUCCAAGCAACGUUUGUGUGUCUAUCUGUUUCUAUUACCUCCCCGAGUAAGCCCCGCAACCGCGGAUGCCCUCUCGCUGCUCUACAUACUUGAACUGGGUUCCUGAAAAGCCUCUGAUUUCAACAAGGAAGGUAACACCUACAGUAUCGCCCAAACGCUUCCUGCUGAUUUCAUGCUGCAGCUCAGGAGCGUUUAGAAAAAUAACAGGACUCUGCUCAGCACUGUCAGUACAGACACUUUAUUUGCAGCUGUGCUCCAGGGCUGCAUCUUGUAGGUAGUAGGAGAUCCAGGCCUAGAGGAAUCACGUGGAGUAGCUAGUGUUUUAUGGCUACAUGUCCUGUUCAACACAAGGUUAUUAAAUUUGUUGGGGAAGGGUUGGCUUUAUAGGAGCGCAGCUCUCCAAGCAAGUCUGAAAUACACUUCGAAUAAAGGGACUGCAAAACAAGAAAACAGCUGCCUCUCCUCUCUUUGCUCAGCCUCUUCCAUCAUUUAGAAAGGCUGAUUUUUUUUUUUUUCCACUCUGGGGUACAAGAACAUCACCGAGCUGUCAGCAGCUGAUGCCACAGGGAUUCCUCCAGCUGAACCGUACCCAGCUCCCCUCAGUG